CACGUGUGCGUUUCUAUUCCACAUGGCGGUACUCCUGAAGAGGCUGCUGCAGUCGGUGAGGCCCCCAGCGGCCUUGGGCCGGCCCAUGGGACCGCGCGAGGCCAGCCUGGGCACUGAUCCCGGGGCUGCGGUGCGAGUGCGGUUCGCCCCCAGUCCCACAGGCUUCUUGCACCUGGGCGGCCUCCGCACUGCCUUGUACAACUAUAUCUUUGCCAAGAAGCACCAGGGGAGCUUCAUCCUCAGGCUGGAGGACACAGAUCAGACCCGCCUUGUGCCUGGGGCAGCGGAGAAUAUUGAAGACAUGCUGGAGUGGGCAGGCAUCCCGCCUGACGAGAGCCCCCGCCGGGGAGGUCCUGCCGGGCCCUACCAGCAAUCCCAGCGGCUCGAGCUGUACGCCCAGGCCACGGAAGCGCUGCUGGAGUCUGGCGCCGCUUACCCCUGCUUCUGCUCACCGCAGCGGCUGGAGCUCCUGAAGAAGGAGGCCCUGAGGAACCAUCAGACGCCCCGGUAUGACAAUCGGUGCCGGAACCUGAGCCAGGGGCAGGUGGCCCAGAAGCUAGCCCAAGGCCCCAAACCUGCGAUCCGCUUCCGCCUGGAGGGGGAAGCGCCAGCCUUCCAGGACCUGGUGUACGGCUGGAAUCGGCAUGAGGUGGCGCAUGUGGAGGGGGACCCGGUCAUCCUGAAGAGCGAUGGCUUCCCCACAUACCACCUGGCCUGCGUGGUGGACGACCACCACAUGGGCAUCAGCCACGUGCUGCGUGGCUCCGAGUGGCUGGUCUCCACCUCCAAGCAUCUGCUCCUCUACCAGGCUCUGGGCUGGCAGCCACCUCGCUUUGCCCACCUGCCCCUGCUCCUCAACAGGGAUGGCAGCAAGUUGUCCAAGAGGCAAGGGGACAUUUUCGUGGAGCAUUUUGUGGCUGCUGACUUCCUGCCGGAUGCCUUGCUUGAUAUCAUCACCAACUGUGGCUCAGGGUUUGCAGAGAACCAGAUGGGCAGGACCUUGCCAGAAUUGAUAACACAGUUUGACCUGACCCGGAUCACCUGCCACUCAGCCCUGUUGGACCUGGAGAAGCUCCCAGAAUUCAACAGGCUGCACCUCUGUCGGCUGGUGAGCAACGAGACCCAGAGGUGCCAGCUGGUGGGGAAGCUGCAAGCCCUGGUGGAGGAGACGUUCGGGAGCCAGCUGCAAGACAGGGAGGUCCUGGACCCGGCCUACGUGGAGAGGAUCAUCCUGCUGAGACAGGGUCACAUUUGCCGUCUGCAGGAUCUGGUCUCCCCGGCACACUCCUACCUGUGGACUCGGCCUGCUGUGGGCCUAGUGCAACUGGGCACCAUUUCGGAGAAAGUGGACGUGAUUGCCAAACGCGUGCUGGGGCUUUUGGAAGGACCUGGUACGAGCUUAACUCAGGACAUGCUGAAUAGCGAACUGAGGAAGGUAUCCGAAGGCCUGGAAGGGACCAAACACAGUACUGUGAUGCGGCUCCUCCGAGUGGCCCUCAGUGGACAGCUGAUAAAGCCACAGACCCAAGCGUGUCAGAACAGGAUUGGUCCGCUAUCCAGAAUUUCUGUGACCAGCCCAACCCACGCGCCCUGGCUACUGGCCCACAAGAUCCAGUCUCCACAAGAGAAAGAAGCUCUUUAUGCCUUAACGGUGCUGGAGAUGUGCGUGAACCACUGUGGGGAGAAGUUCCACAAUGAGGUGGCCAAAUUCCGCUUCCUGAAUGAGCUGAUCAAAGUGUUGUCCCCGAAGUACCUAGGGUCCUGGACCACAGAAAAAGUUAAAGGAAGAGUCAUCGAAAUACUCUUUAGUUGGACUGUCUGGUUUCCAGAGGAUAUCAAGAUCCGAGACGCUUACCAGAUGCUGAAGAAACAAGGAAUCGUAAAGCAAGACCCUAAACUACCAAUGGAUAAAAUUUUGCCUCCACCUUCUCCCUGGCCCAAGAGCUCUAUCUUCGAUGCCGAUGAAGAAAAGUCCAAGCUUCUGACGAGGCUUCUGAAGAGCAACCACCCGGAGGAUCUUCAGGCUGCAAACAGGCUGAUCAAGAACUUGGUCAAGGAGGAACAAGAGAAAUCUGAGAAGGUGUCCAAGAGAGUCAGUGCCGUGGAGGAGGUACGGAGCCAUGUGAAGGUGCUGCAGGAAAUGCUGAGCAUGUACCGCAGGCCGGGGCAGGCCCCACCAGACCAGGAGGCUUUGCAGGUGGUGUAUGAGCGCUGCGAGAAGCUGCGGCCCACCCUGUUCCGGCUGGCGAGUGAUACCACGGACGACGACGAUGCGCUCGCGGAGAUUCUCCAGGCAAAUGACCUCCUCACCCAGGGAGUUCUGCUGUACAAACAGGUGAUGGAGGGCCGAGUCAUCUUUGGGAACACAGUGACCAGCUCAGUGGGAGACCUACCUGUCUCCAGAGUCUUUCAGAAACCAGCAGGUUGCAUGAAGAGCUGUCCUCUGAUUGACUUGGAGGUGGACAAUGAAUCUGAGCAGGCCAGGACUGUGGCACCGUCUUUGCUUCACCAGGACCUGGCAGCCUUAGGCCUCAGUGAUGCUCCGGUUACCCACAAGGUUGCUGGUCAGAAUUGCUGUAAGGAAAAGAGGAAUCCCCCCGCCAGCAUGCAGCCAGGUGGUGGUGUUCAGAGCCCUUCUGCAGAAAGGAACUUGCUGGAUCUCCUCUCCCCACAGCCGUGUCCAGGACCUCUAAAUUAUGUUCCACAGAAGAGCAUCCCUAAGGAAGUGCCCCCCGGCACUAAGUCCUCUCCAGGUUGGUCCUGGGAAGCUGGGCCAUUGGCUUCUUCCCCAUCCUCCCAGAAUACACCUCUGGCUCAAGUAUUUGUCCCUUUGGAGUCUGUUAAGCCCAGCAGCCUGCCGCCUCUUAUUGUGUAUGACCGGAAUGGAUUCCAAAUUCUGCUCCACUUUUCUCAGACGGGGGCCCCUGGCCAUCCGGAGGUGCAGGUGUUGCUGUUGACCAUGAUGAGCACUGCCACCCAGCCUGUCUGGGACAUCAUGUUUCAAGUGGCUGUGCCCAAGUCCAUGAGAGUGAAGCUGCAGCCGGCAUCCAGCUCCAAGCUCCCUGCGUUCAGUCCGUUGACACCUCCAGCUGUGAUCUCUCAGAUGCUGUUGCUUGACAAUCCACACAAAGAGCCCAUCCGGUUACGGUAUAAGCUGACAUUCAACCAGGGUGGACAGCCUUUCAGCGAAGUAGGAGAAGUGAAAGACUUUCCAGAUCUGGCGAUCUUGGGUGCAGCCUAACUUUUCACAAGACAGACCCUGCCAUUCGAGCUUAGGCCAGUGUGAAUUUUGCUGUCUAGAUAGGACUAAUCAUGGUGAUUUAGUGCGGGGUGCCAAGAGUUCUAUCCUGAUGUCAGGCUCUGGAUCCCAACCUCUGACUCAUUCUGCAGAUACUAUUUGUGUGUGUGUGUGUGUGUGUGUGUGUUGUGGGGGGUUGUGGGGGAGGGUAGAGCAGGGCUUGGGAUGUGGACAGUGUGGGAAAUGCUAAAGCAUUUCUGACAACCAUCUGCUACAAUCAUCUGUUUCUGCAUGUUGGUGGACACGGAUGUCCCCGCCUCAGGUUGGAGGUUUUAUAAGCCAAAGUUGUGUUGUUAUGUUUUUUCCAUGUAUUGUUAUCUUUUCAUUCAUCCACUCUGUGCCUUGUCAGCCUUUGAAAGUCUUGGCUGCUCCCAGGCUGCUGUUCUCAGGGACCUUAAAAGGGACCUGGUUGGUCUUGGGGCAGAGAGUAUCUUCUGGGGCACUCUCUUCCAAGAAAGACCUUGUCUCCAUUUCCAUUAGAGAAUGCUGCUUGCAUGUGUUUGAGAAGAUCUUCUAAAUGGAAUGCUUGUUGCACUGUUUGCCAGGCGAGGGGCUGCCACUAGACCAGAGGACCACACUGGGUGGGCCAAUCAUGUCCUUCACCACCGUGCCUUAGAAUCACCCAGAGAGGACCUUCCAGGGCAGAGGGGAAAGCAGAUCCCAGGCCUCAUGCAGGCCUCAGGUUCUGUGGGUGGGGCAGCCUGUCUGGGCCCUUCCUCAGGACCCUCCUCUCUAUUCUCAUCCUCCUCCUCCACGAGCGUCUACUCUCCGAGCUCUUCAGUGGUGACGCCAUGCCAGUCAUUGUCAGUCAUAACUAACAGGCUCACCCUUGCCUGUCAACUUCACUGUCCAACAUGAAGAACUGUGACACAAAUAGGUAUGAAAAGAGCUUAGCAGUGAUUUCAGUGGUGACUGAAUAUAGAAAGUCCUUGAAUAAAUACCCGUGUAGCAAAUAUGCUUUGUGGAGUCUUGAGUAAGUAGGAGAUGCAGAGCCUGUUGCAUUUAGAGGCGCUAAGCCUCCAGGGCCCUGUUGCCUGUUGAGGAAAUAGGAAGACUUCUUGCUGUGGAACCUGAAGAGCGGCUUCAGUGAAGGGAUAGGCCCUGCGGGUCCGAACAAAGCUGGAAGAGAGAGGUGGAUUUUUGUUACAUAUAUGGUGUGAAGGGAAAAUGCCGGUUCAUCACCUGUUCUUAGCACCUGCCGUGUGCUAGGUGUCUUCUGCUGUCCUGCUUUGCUGGUCAGUGGGGCACAUGAACUGAGCCUUGCUGAUAGGGCCUGAUAAAGGACUUUGAAAUCCGAGCCGCUCACCUGUUGGGGCAAGACUACCUCAGGAACCGCAAGACUCUGUUUGGGGCUCUUUAUCACAAAAUCUGGUACUUUCCAGGUUAAUCUUUGAACUUCUGCGUAUAGUUUGAACCCCACCAACACUAAUUGGUGGGGAUGGGAGCUGUAAAAGAUGAUCUAGCUAUGCUAAUUUUUAAGCAAAUGUGAAAACUCGUAAAACCGAUAAGGGAUGGGUGACUUCUUCAUUUGGCGUAAUUCCCAUAUGAUUCAUUUUAAUCUAAAAUUUCUUGCAUGUUCAAAUAUUCUAUAUAGCUUUUAUGGGCUCUAGCUAAUCUCAUAAAGUCUUUAAGAGGAACCUGUCGUAAUGAUGAUGCCUGCCUAUGCAGAACUUCUGUCAGGGUGGGUGAAUGAGACGAGAUUUUUACCCCCUGGUUCAGUGGUGAACUUGUGUGUGUCUCAACCUUCUGUCUUCUGGGAGCCAGACUCCCAGCGGUGCUUUGGUGGAGUUGCACCAGGGUAGAGUGUCUGUGGGGGGGGAGGCGUUCCUGAAAGUGGCCCUGGUGUGUGUCAUCAGCGCCUUCUGAUGAUCCGGCUCCGUGGCUACUGAAGGCCUGACCCAUAUCCUUCCGUUCCCUCCACAGCAGUUGUGGAGCAGCUCCCGGGAGCCCUGCACAGUUGCAGGCACUGCAGAUACCACAGUGGAAAGUUCCUGCCCUCGUGGCUCUUCUCUUCUAGUGGUGUACUGGGUGGGGACCUGGCACUGAUGGUCGGGAUUCGUCCCCUAUCCUGAAUUCCUCUUCCAAGCCCCUGCUCAUCCCUGUCUCUUGACUUACUUCUGUGACUCUGUGUUUCUCUUGCUCUCUUAAAUGUGGCGUUGCCCAGGGUUUAGUCCUUAGGACUCUUCUAAGCACAUCUGGGCAGCUAACCACUAGGUGGGUCCUAGACCUCUAGCUCAAGCUUCUACCUCCCUGCUGACAUCCAUAUUCAUCAGUGGCUAUUUGUAGGUUUCACUAUUGUCUUGGGCUCCAAAAGCUUAGAAUGGAACCCAGCCGCCGCCUCCUCCCCUCUUCCCCUUAUAUUUUCUUUUAUUUGAAAACACCUAUAUGAACUUUCAUGGAUCCUUGAUUCCUGUUCCUUCUAGAGCCACUCAGUUGUUUUUGUCUCAUCUAGUCUAUUUCUGAAUAUGACAUCUUGCCCUCUCCUUGGUCUCCUGACCAAGUUCACAUGGUCACUGCCCUGGUUUGGCUUUUCGGGGGGGAGACGGGGUGGUGCAGUUAUCUGCCUCUCAGUUCCCUGAACUAUUAUACUUGCCACCACCAGAAUUAUCUAACAGAUCUGGCCACUUGACCUCUUGCUGAGAAAUCCUGAAUGGCUUCCUUAUGUCCUAAAGUUGAUGCAAUCAAGUUGAAUGCUUAAGUAUUCAUUGCCCUUUUCUAACUUCCUAUGCUUCCUACCGUUCUGCCACCUGCCAGGAACGAGCACUUUGCCACAGCCACAAGAAAGUCCUUUCUUUCAUGUUUUGAUAAUGCCAUGUGUUUUCAUGACAUUAGGAGGUAACUCCUCUCCCCUUAUCUCUUCAAUGAAUUUAAGACUAGGCUAGAACCCUGCUUUAUCUGUGAGCCACUGUGAGCAUAAAUGGGCUAUGGAGAUGGGAAAUGUUGAAAACAGAGUAAAUGACUUAAUGACCAAAAGAACACGGACCAAAUAAAGCAAAAGAACACGAACAUUACAUAUUAAAAAUGGUGUAGGGGCACCUGGGUGGCUCAGCAUCAUCUUGUUCUCAGCUCAGGUCUUUAUCUCAGGGUUGUGAGUUCAAAACGACUGUAAAUUGAGAGACCAAGCAUUCAGGGUAGAAAGCAAAGGUGAUAUUCUAAAAUACAAGUAGUGCUUGAUUACUACAGUGUUUACAAAUCAAAUUCUUCAUAUCCAAUGUAGAAGAUGCUGUCCCAGCCCCAAAAUAUAAAAUUCUAUCAACUA
Molecule: messenger RNA, 6557 nt
Organism: Leptonychotes weddellii (Weddell seal)
Lineage: Eukaryota; Metazoa; Chordata; Mammalia; Carnivora; Phocidae
Source: RefSeq, a predicted model, not a curated record